UUAAAGAACAUAAUAAAAUGUUUAUUUGCUGGUAAGAAGGUAAUCACACGGACCGAGCCGACUAUAAGAACGCAACCUAUCGGAUCAUCAAAGGAUCUUCUAUUAGGGUUUUAUGCUCGCUUCCUCUGUUGACGCCGACCACCGAUCCGCUCUGAAAUGGGAAAAGGUACGGGAUCUUUUGGUAAGCGGAGGAACAAAACUCAUACAUUAUGCGUGAGAUGCGGCCGAAGGAGCUUUCACCUGCAGAAGAGUACCUGCUCCUCCUGUGGCUACCCUGCCGCUCGCAUCCGCAAGUAUAAUUGGAGUAUUAAAGCAAUUAAGAGGAAGACCGCUGGCACCGAAAGAAAUCUGCGCCACUUACCUCGUAGGUUCAAGAGCAACUUCAGAGAAGGAACCCAAGCUGCACCCAGGAAGAGGGCUGCUACUGCAGCUUCUGCUGCAUUUUAAGCUUUAAUAAUUUUGAUGUUAAUUGGUUUUCGAAGAGUUAUUCUUACAUUGUUGGGUUAGAUUGACUUCAAUUUUCAAUUUAACUAUUAUCAGAAUUUCUCCAACUCUUCUUAGUUUGAAUCGUGAUUGACCUUGUUUUAAUUUCUUAAAUGCAAUGAUGGUUGAUGAAUGAAA
Molecule: messenger RNA, 621 nt
Organism: Dendrobium catenatum
Lineage: Eukaryota; Viridiplantae; Streptophyta; Magnoliopsida; Asparagales; Orchidaceae
Product: 60S ribosomal protein L37-1
Exons: 4
Coding region: 157-447 (96 amino acids)
Biological process (GO): translation
Cellular component (GO): cytosolic large ribosomal subunit; ribosome
Molecular function (GO): RNA binding; structural constituent of ribosome
Source: RefSeq, a predicted model, not a curated record